Molecule: messenger RNA, 1764 nt
Organism: Capsicum annuum
Lineage: Eukaryota; Viridiplantae; Streptophyta; Magnoliopsida; Solanales; Solanaceae
Product: stemmadenine O-acetyltransferase
Exons: 1
Coding region: 40-1407 (455 amino acids)
Source: RefSeq, a predicted model, not a curated record
CACAUUCACAAGCAGCUAAUUAACUUACAGAUUAGCAAUAUGGAAAUCAUUAUUCUCUCCAAGGAAAAAGUGAAACCAUCCAAACCAACACCUCCAAACCUAAGAAACCACAAACGAUGCCUAUUUGAUCAACUAGUACAUGAAACAUGCAUCUCACCUAUCUUCUUCUACAACAAGAAGAAGUCACUUUCAGAAAUAAAUAACGCAAAUAUUAUUGAUAAUCGUCUCAAGAAUUCCCUCUCGGAGACACUAACGUUGUUCUAUCCGCUUGCUGGCGAGCUCAGUUCAAAAAAUUCAACUUUUGUGGAUUGUAAUGAUAAUGGAGUUCUUUACGUGGAGGCUCACCUAAAGGGCGUUAGUCUAGGUGAGUUCCUUCAAAACCCUGAUCUUCCACAACUCAUUAAAUUCCUUCCACAAAAUGCCAGCAUGGGUAGCAAGAUGAACUAUGUUCAAAUUCUUGAAACCCCAGUUUCUGUCCAAGUUACUAGAUUUGAUUGUGGUGGGGUUGCAAUUGGUGGAGUCUUGUUACAUGACCUCUUGGAUGGAGCUACCAUGAGUAAAUUUUUCAACACAUGGGCUAUGAUUGCACGUGGCGAUGAUGAUGGGAUUGAAAAGAUCGCGACUCUUGAUUUCACAUCAUCAUCACUAUUGUUCCCGAAUCAAAAUCUUCCUCAAAAUUUUCUGGAAACUAGGAACGCGUUACUUUUCAACGAGGAGAAGUCCCUUCUUAGAAGAUUCGUGUUCAAUGCCAUAGCAAUUGAAGCCAUUAAGAUGAAAGUGUCUAGUGAAAAUGUACCUAAUCCAACUCGAAUCGAGGCACUAACAACUUUCAUUUCGAAGCACAUGAUUUCAGCAACAAGAGGAGUAAAGGAAAUUAGCUCAAGACCAAUAUGCAUGGUGACACAUAUAGUGAACUUGAGAUCAAAACUUUAUCCACAAUUGCUUAAUGCUUUUGGGAAUUUAAUCUUUCUAGCAAAAAGUGAUUAUAUAGAAAUGACUGAAGUGAAGUUGCCUCACUUGAUGGGAAUAGUGAGAGAGAUGUUUGGGAAUAUUAAUAGUGAAAACGUAAAGGCAUUAUUAGAAGGUGAUAAUGCUCUUGAUUUUGUUUUGGAUAUGGCAACACAAGUUGGGAAGUUGUUGCCAGUAUUAGAUACUUACAAGUUCUCAAGUUGGUGCAAUCUUGGACUGUAUGAUGUUGAUUUUGGAUGGGGAAAACCUAUUUUUGUUGCUCCUUUCAUGGACACUAUAGGCUCAUUGAAUAAGCAACAAAUUAUUCUGGUGGAAAAUGGAAGGAAUGAUGGAAUUGAGGCGUGGAUAGUUAGAAACAAUGAAGAAAUGCUGGAGUUGGAGAAUGAUGAGGAAUUUCUAGCAUAUGCAUCUCCAAAUCCUAGUGUCCAUGUCCCUUGAAUUAUUCAAUUAUAUUGGAUGCAAUAGUCAUAAAAAGAUGGAAAUUUCUGACGUAUGUUCGAUAGAAAACUCAUCAAAAUUUGGCUCGUUAGCAACGUUUCCCAUGGAUUUCUGAUUGAUUAUUCCAUCAGAAAUUUUCGUUUCUUAGUAGUGUGUGCUCAAAUCUAUAUAUAUAUAUGGAGACAUUGGAGGAUGCUUAUGUGGCACCUCUCAAUGACCUUUAUUUGUAUUUUUCUUUUUUCUCUUUUUUUUUGGGGGAAUUUCUCCCAUAUAUUUUGCAUUUAUGUGUUAUAUAUAAAGUCCCCCAAAAAUGCUUAAUCAAUUCCCAUAAAUCUAAAUCGUAUUUAUUUCAAUUGA